Messenger RNA from Linum trigynum, 1346 nucleotides. Lineage: Eukaryota; Viridiplantae; Streptophyta; Magnoliopsida; Malpighiales; Linaceae. The record is from the annotation of a GenBank genome assembly.
UAAUUUAAUUUAAUUUUAUUCUAUUCUAAUUUCAGUUGAGUUCAGCUAAUAAAAAAACUAUAGAAAUAGUUUGAAAACUUACCUCAUUUGCCCAAACUGCGUCAAUACGAUGGUGACCAUGCCCCCAAAGAAGUACCAGAUCCACCGGAGUUGUAUCAAUUGUCACAGGCAGUGGUCUCAUCGAACAAGGGUCCAUAAGCCUAAGAGCUGGAAAAAAAAAUUUAAUUAGAACAUAAAAAAUUAGAAAAAAAACUUGUCGCCGGCUAUGCGAAUCCGACCACCCCCGGCGAGAAUCCGGCCACCUCCGGGGAAAAACUACCCCUGUAGCGGUCGCCGCCGCCGCCACCAUGACGCUGACCUCACCGCCCUCUGCCCCUUCCUCUGCCGGGGUCGGCUUGCUCGUCGUCGGACAUGGAUGCGGGGAGAAAACCAUAUCCGUGCGGGGAAGAAGGAAAGUGACGGCGCUCUGGGCAAGGCGCCUUCGUCCGAGUCCGGGCGCGGCCGCCUGAGACUGCGGUGUUGCCCUCCCUUCUCUCGACGCUACCGUCGUUGUUGGGCGUGGGGUUGGGGUUGGAUGGGGGUGAGGGUCGACUGCGGGGUGUGUGUCUCGGGCGAGAGUGAGUGUGGUGGGAAGAAGUUAAGAAGAAAACAAAGAAAGGAGCGACGACGUCUGAGUCUCAGGCGUUGACGCUAUUUAAAUUUUCGAAAAUUUCAAACAGCCAGCGCUUGAGUCUCGGGUAGGUGCGCUGUCAACUUGAUGGAAAAGACGAAAAAAGCGCCAGCGCCUGAGUCUCGGGCGUGAUCGCUGUAAACCUACAAAAAAACACAAUAUAUGUGUCAAUUGUUUUUAAAUCGCCAUAUUGAUGGUCAAUUUAAAAAAAAAGACAAUAUUUAUGUCAUUAACCCUUAUUUAUUUCAUAUAAAAAAUAUCAAUAUCAGGAUUUGAACUCAGAUCUCUUUAAACAAAAACAACAAUCACAACCAAUAUGAACAUUCUGGCCAACGGGCCGGGUUAUAAGCUAGUAUAUAAUAGCAGGAAGGGCAAAACUGUUGCUCCAUUUCAAACUAGCUUAUAACCCGGCCCAUUGGCCGGCAUAUUCAUAUUCAAUUAUUUAUAUUUUCAUGUUACAUUUACAUCUAUCAAUCCGUUUAAUUUUAUUGACAAUCUUUCAAUUGAGAUCUACAUAACGUUUUCAUACUCAAGGUAUGCGGGACCCCGAAUUUCACCCGGGGUACCGUAGAACUCCCCAUAUAUAAAAAUAUAUAUAUAUAUAUAUAUAUAUAUAUAUAUAUCGAACAUUUGGAGAAAUAUCAUCAUCAUUUAAGAAUAUAAAAUAUAAAAAUGU